This is a messenger RNA of Apis mellifera (honey bee), 1726 nucleotides long. RefSeq names its product protein P54-like. The record is from RefSeq and is a predicted model, not a curated record. The transcript has 3 exons. NCBI's taxonomy places the organism in Eukaryota, Metazoa, Arthropoda, Insecta, Hymenoptera, Apidae. The coding region runs from base 197 to 1555 and encodes 452 amino acids.
UUAUUGAAAAUUUGAUCCGUUGAUAUUCUGACGCCAUUUGUCAAUCUAAAAAUCGAUUGUCGAUUAUCAAAUCUAUUCCAAACUUGAAGCUGCCGAUCUGCUACUAUGUUAGUCAUGUAACUUGCGAACACCAGUUAAUGCAACGGACACGUUAAUGCACGUUGUACACCGAUAAUUCUUAAAAUUGUGGAAUGAUAUGGCACCCCGUAAAGCUGCAAAACAUUCAGAUACAGAGGUUGUAGACAGAGCAGCGGAAGCCGGCGAUGUGUCGCCUCCGAAAAGAAGAAAAGCCGUUGCAAAGAGUGUGAAUAAAAACGAUGAAGAGAGGCAAAUUAGACUGCCAAGAGCUGCAAAAUCUACGAAAAUCGAGCAAAUAGAAACCACAGAUACGAAUUCAACCACAACUAAAAACACAAAAACAAAAACUAAGAUAUCAUCGAUUGCUAAAAAUGCUUCGACAUCUACAAAAACGAACUCUAAAGUCAAGUCUAUGGUAAAGAAAAGUAAAGAAAUAGAAGAAAAACUUAAUGCAAGUCCUGUGAAUAUAGAUAUUGCAAAAAAUACUGAAGAAACUGAAAUAAAAAAGACACGUACCAAAGCUACGAUAAAAAAGGCGGGAAUAGAUGUGGAUGAAGAAUCUAAGGGAAGAUCAAAGGGAAAAGCUAAAAAAGAAGUUGUCAAUGAAAAUAUUGAAAAUUUAGAAGCACCAACUGUUAAAAAAAAGUCUGCAAAUAUUGAAAUAGUAUCAAAGGAUAGUAAUCCUAAAGCAAAAAUAAUAAAGAAACAAACUAAUAUAGAUACUGAAAUAAAAGGUAAAGGUGCUAAUAAAGGUAGUAAUAGAAGUAAAACUGCUAUUAAUAAUGAGACUGAAAAUAAUGAUAAAACUGAAGAAUCUAUAGUAUCUAUAAAGACAAAUAAAAAAUCAGUUGAUGAUAAAUCUACAAAAAUUACAGUAGCAAGAAAAAAAAGAGGCCGUAAAAAUGAAAUUAAUGCUGAAAAUAUCUCAAAAGAUGAUGGAGAAUCAAAAGCAAUAGAAGAAUCAUCUUCAGAAUUAAUACAAACUAGUGAUAAUGAAAAUCAAGAAAUUCAAAAUAAUCAAUCAGAAGAAACAGAAUCAAUUCAAACCACUAAAAAGGGAAGAAAUGUAAAGAAAAAAGAAACAUUAUCAAAGAAAGUUACUAAAAUGCGUGGUAAAACUGCUAAUCGUAAUACUGAUGCUGGUUCUAAUGAAGAUGAUACUGAUGUAACAAAAGCAAUUAAAGAAAUACAAAAGAAAACAAAUAAAGAAUUUAUAUCUUCAAUAGCUACUACAAAAAGAGGACGAGGAAAAACCUCGGAAAAUAAUUCGUCAGAAAUAUUAACUAGUAAUAACAAUGUGCAAAAAUCAUCAGAAGAAGAUAUUGAUAAAAAGCUGGAUUCAGAAAAAGAAGAAACAAACAAAAUGUACAUUAAAAUGUCAGGAAUACCUAAAAAGACAGAUGAAACACUUGUGAUUAAGAAUCAAAUAAAUGAAAAUAAUGUAAUAAGUACAUCGGUACAUGAAGAAGAAAUUUAAUGCUGUAUGUUCUAUUUUUUUUUGACAUGUUUCUUGAAAAAAAUAUAUCAUUAAUAUUUUAAUAUAUUUGAUAAAGAUAAAAAUAUCUAUGAGUAUUUCUGUGUUUAGGAAUACUAAAGAAAUAUAUGUUUUAAAACUUCAAUAAUACAUUUUGGUUAAAUAUGUAAACAA